Cuscuta epithymum is the source of this 1665-nucleotide messenger RNA. NCBI's taxonomy places the organism in Eukaryota, Viridiplantae, Streptophyta, Magnoliopsida, Solanales, Convolvulaceae. The record is from the annotation of a GenBank genome assembly.
CCUAUAGAAGAAAGUCAAGCUAAUAAGUCAGCAUUUCAAAAAGCGAUUAGAACGGAAAGAUUCACAUAGACUUUAAGUUCCCCUUUUCAGUUUUCACUCACCGCCACAACGGAUUUCGCUCAAACUCUUGAAGCAUUUUAGAGCCUUCGUUUUAAGUCUCGUAAUAGGCUCAGUUUCUGGUAAAAAAAGAAAACAUUAGCAAUAGGAGGUGAUAAAGAAGGUCGGUUUUACGUUUCUUUCGCAUUUUUGAAGGACUAAAAGGAGUAAGGCCGUACGCUGUUCUGGAGUCUGGAUUUGUCUCUGUAAUCUCAGUUCGUCGAUUAUCUGUGGCCUUUGUUUUCUUGACUUCGGUUUCAUCAAUGACGUGGUGGAAUUUGAGAUCCGUCCCUUUCCUUGAGAAUUUUAGACGGGUUCCCCUGGCUGAGAGAGAAAUGAGGGAAGUCCAGCUGGGAUCACAUACUGUUAGGUCUCAUGGAGUUUCUGUGGCGAGGACACACAUGCAUGACUGGCUGAUUCUCUUCCUUCUUGCUGUGGCAAUAGUUAUUCUGAAUGUUAUUAACCCCUUUUACCGUUUUGUUGGGAAAGAUAUGAUGGCUGAUCUGAAGUACCCUUUCAAGAACAACACCGUUCCAUUCUGGGCAGUACCUGUGUAUUCUGUUUUGAUGCCAAUAUCAAUCUUCCUGGGAUUCUAUUUUCGUCGAAGGGACGUCUUUGAUCUUCACCACGCAAUACUCGGGCUUUUAUUUUCUGUUCUAGUGACAGGAGUUAUCACAGAUGCUAUCAAAGAUGCAGUUGGUAGACCUAGACCAGACUUCUUUUGGCGGUGUUUUCCAGAUGGGAAAGAUACUUAUGAUAAAUGGGGAAAUGUCAUCUGCAGUGGACUUAAAAAUGUCUUAAAGGAUGGGCAUAAGAGUUUUCCAAGUGGGCACACCUCUUGGUCUUUUGCGGGUCUUGGCUUUCUGUCACUAUAUUUAGCUGGAAAGGUAAAAGUGUUUGACAGCCAGGGGCAUGUUGCAAAACUGUGUGUUAUAUGGGUUCCUCUGAUAGCUGCUUCCUUAGUUGGGAUUUCUAGAGUGGAUGACUAUAGGCACCACUGGCAGGAUGUGUUUGCUGGUGGUUUACUUGGGCUAACAGUUGCCACAUUGUGCUACUUACAGUUCUUUCCACCUCCACAUCAUGUCCAAGGUUGGGCAACAUAUGCAUAUUUUCGGGCACUGGAGGAGUCCAACAAUGGCGGAGGAGGGACAGCUGAAGUUCGAGCUGAAAACCAAGAAGGUGAAAGAGGUCAUCCUGAUACAUUCACGGGGAUUGCUUUAGCUGAAUGAUUGGCCCUUAAUAUUUUGAGUUAGGGAGUGGCGGAAGUAGGUGUUCUUGACUACUUGAUCAGUUGAAACCAGAAGAGUGGCAUGUGGAUGUGUAAUAUGGGUCUUUGUAUAUAUAUAGUAGCGGAGUAUAUAUCUGUUCUUACGAAGUACAGUAGGUAUUAGGUAAUGAGUAAUGACUGGUGGGGUUGAAGCAAACUAUUUUUAGUUCGAAACACAAUCCCAGUUUUGCUUCAUUAUUUUCUCCACUGUUUCUCCUCAUGCAGUACAUAUUUUAAAACUGUUACACACUUACACUACCUUCUUAUUUAUACGAAGCACUAUAUCAUUAUAUAUAUACCAG